AUUCACUACAAACAACAGACGUAGACGAUAAUUUAAAAAUUUCCCGGCUGCCAUUUUCACAUGUUGGCCCCCAAAUUUUCUUCCGAUUUUGAAUCCAAUGGCUUCUUCGAAGAAAAUGGCAACCAUGAUAUCUUCCAUUGCGUCAUGCGUAUAUUUCCUUGUCAUCGUAUUUCAGGUCCCUCUUUUCAGAGUACCGUGUCGAAGAGGAACGUGUGCAACACCAAUGGAGGUAGCAUCGUGCCAGUUGAUGGCGACAAGAGUUUUUCCUGAAUUUGUGAUAAAGGCUCUUCUGUAUCCAGGCGCCAUUGCGAAGGCUAUCAUCACUCACACAACUAUCCCCACCUUUGACAGAAUCUUCAAGUUGUAUAACUUGGCCUCUGUCAAGAGACCCUCUUCUGCAACUGAUCUCCAUCGCCUAGAGGUUCUUGCAGGAAGCUACUUGUGUGUUGCAGGAGCAUUUUUGAGUCUGAUAAAGCCUGGAAGAAUUAGUUUAUUUGGAACACUUCUAACCUUAUGGGGACUUGCAAGAGAAAUUCUUCUCAAGAAAGUGGGUGAGACAAUAUUCCACAAAACUUCAACAGUUGAUAUCUAUCCAAUGAUGUUAGUUUCUGUGUCUUGUGCUUUCUUGUCCGUAAGGAGGUACGUAAGAAGAAUCGUCGGAAGUUCGAAAGCAAAAUUAGACUAAAAUCAUUUAGUACAACUUCUAACACAUCUUCGUAAUUUAUUUAACAGUACGAAUGUAUUCUUGAAAUUGUUUCGAAUUCAGAGUAGGAUGCCAGUUUUUAACUUGUGUUAACCUUCAAUUAGGAGGAAUGGAAAAGGUUUUUUUCAUAUGAAGAUAUGUUUUGGGUGCCUUGUGUUAGACACUUUCUGUUUUACUGGUUAUAAUUUGGUUA
Molecule: messenger RNA, 896 nt
Organism: Carica papaya (papaya)
Lineage: Eukaryota; Viridiplantae; Streptophyta; Magnoliopsida; Brassicales; Caricaceae
Source: RefSeq, a predicted model, not a curated record